Nerophis ophidion (straightnose pipefish) is the source of this 5488-nucleotide messenger RNA. RefSeq lists its product as uncharacterized. Gene Ontology annotation, biological process: glycine biosynthetic process; L-threonine catabolic process. Bases 40 to 1332 code for a protein of 430 amino acids. Gene Ontology annotation, molecular function: L-allo-threonine aldolase activity. Lineage: Eukaryota; Metazoa; Chordata; Actinopteri; Syngnathiformes; Syngnathidae. Gene Ontology annotation, cellular component: cytosol. The record is from RefSeq and is a predicted model, not a curated record. The transcript is spliced from 7 exons.
UCGAUUUUAUCGAGCCAAAGUUCAAGCCAAAGCAAAAAAAUGGCCAUCAAUGUUCCAAUGAUGUCGCUAAGAAUCACAUCUUGUCGGACAUGCUUUCAAUGUGCAGGUUACUUUAUCGGCCCGUCGUGGCGUCGAUCACUACCGAGCCCCGGGGCCAGGGGCUACUACUACGGCAGCGGGACGCCCGGAGGCGCUAAGCCGGGUGAGGCGACUCGUGUGCGGGUUGUGGACCUCCGCAGCGACACGGUGACCAAGCCCGGGGCGGCGAUGCGGCGAGCCAUGGCCGAGGCCGAGGUUGGGGACGAUGUGAUGGGGGAAGACCCGACGGUUAACGAGUUGCAGAAGAUUGCAGCCGACAUGUUUGGGAUGGAAGCCGCGCUGUUCGUGCCCACUGGGACCAUGAGCAACCUCAUCGCAGUGAUGGUGCACUGCAGGGAGCGCGGCGAUGAGAUGAUUGUGGGCGACCUGUCCCAUCUACACAUCUACGAGCAAGGAGGGAGCGCCCAGCUGGCCGGCGUCCACGCCACCACAGCCACCACCUUUGCCGACGGCACCUUUGACCUGGACCAGCUGGAGUCCAAGAUCCGCCACGACUACCCGGACCCGCACUACCCGCGCUCACGCCUCAUCUGCGUGGAGAACACACACAACAUACAAGGUGGACGCGUGAUGCCGCUGCACUUCCUGCAGGAGGUGCGGGCUCUUGCCGAUAAAUACUCCCUGGCGGUCCACAUGGACGGAGCCCGGCUGAUGAACGCCGCGGUGGCGCUGGGGGUGUCGGCGUCCUCCAUCCUGCAGCACACACACACUGUUAGCGUGUGUCUCUCCAAGGGAUUAGGGGCCCCGGUGGGAACCAUGCUCGCCGGCCCCAAAGACUUCAUAUCCCGGGCGCUGAGGUGUCGUAAAGCCCUGGGUGGCGGGAUGCGUCAGGCCGGCAUACUUGCGGCGGCGGGGAAACUGGCUUUGCUGGAGAUGGUCGGAAGACUACAAGAAGAUCACAACGAGGCCAAAACGUUCGCCCAAGCUUUGCAGAACUGUGAGCCGCCUCUGUUCGCCGUGGACGUGGCCGCCGUGGAGACCAACAUCCUGCGUUUCGGAACCCGAGAGCCCGCCUUGAGUCCCUCGGAGUUCUGCAGACGCAUGGCCCAGGUCGGCGAGGGGGAAGAGGACGCUUUGGGGCAGGGGGUGCAAGUCCUCAUGUAUCCGCAUUUUGGGAAUUGCGUUAGAGCCGUCUGGCAUCUGGGAAUAUCGCCUGAGGACACGCGCCUGGCCAUCCAGAAGAUGCACUUUGUCGCCCGGCAAUACUCGAGGAAAAAACAAAGGGGAUUGUAAAACAAUUUUUGCGGAAAAUCCAGUCUUGAAAAGUUAGCACAACUUGAAAAAGGACUUCUGUUGCGUAAGGCAGAGAAAAUGUUUAGAACAGGGGCCUCAGACGUUAUUUUGCGGCCCCCAUCUUAAUAAUGUGGUGCCCUGUACCGGGACGCCAGUUUUAUGUGGUCGAAAAGUCCGAAUCUUAAACAGGAACAAUAGAGAGUUUGUUACAACAGUUUUAAUUACUCACAAUCAGAGUAAUUAGUUGGAUUGAAUCAAUAUGAACACAGACAGUGUCUCCGGAGACAAAAGAUGGUGCACCCUCAUGAAAGGAAUUAAUAAGAGCACACAUCAGGCUUGGCCUUCCCUUCUUAUUUAUAUGCUCCUGAUGGCCUAAUUUGUAUCAUAACAACUUAUGUAACUGUCCAAUGUUCAGGGUGACUUGACCUCUCAUGUCGUGUCCCUCCCAAUGCAUUUAGUUUGGAGGUAACCCUAGGACAGAAAUGUUCAAUACUCUAUGACAAAGUUUAAUGUUGGUGCGGCCCGCAAGUUUUAUAUGAAUGGCGCUUGACAGUGUUGUGUUAUUUGGGUCCAAAAUUUGCCCCUUUAACGUUUUGGGUUGCCUACCCUUGCAUUAGUGGAAAAGCGGCAAGACAGAGACGUUGCCAGUGUUGUGUUUUUUGCAUCUAAAAUGGCUCUUACAACGUUCUGGGAUGCCUACCCUUGCAUUAGUGGAAAUGCGGCAAGACAGAGACGUUGCCAGUGUUGUGUCUUUUGCAUUUAAAAUGGCUCUUACAACGUUCUGGGAUGCCUACCCUUGCGUUAGUGGAAAAGCGGCAAGAAAGAGACGUUGCCAGUGUUGUGUUUUUUGCAUCUAAAAUGGCUCUUACAACGUCUGGGAUGCCUACCCUUGCAUUAGUGGAAAAGCGGCAAGACAGAGACAUUGCCAGUGUUGUGUUUUUUGCAUUUAAAAUGGCUCUUACAACGUUCUGGGAUGCCUACCCUUGCGUUAGUGGAAAAGCGGCAAGAAAGAGACGUUGCCAGUGUUGUGUUUUUUGCAUCUAAAAUGGCUCUUACAACGUCUGGGAUGCCUACCCUUGCAUUAGUGGAAAAGCGGCAAGACAGAGACAUUGCCAGUGUUGUGUUUUUUGCAUCUAAAAUGGCUCUUACAACGUUCUGGGAUGCCUACCCUUGCAUUAGUGGAAAAGCGGCAAGACAGAGACAUUGCCAGUGUUGUGUUUUUUGCAUCUAAAAUGGCUCUUACAACGUUCUGGGAUGCCUACCCUUGCGUUAGUGGAAAAGCGGCAAGACAGAGACGUUAGCAGUGUUGUGUUUUUUGCAUCUAAAAUGGCUCUUACAACGUUCUGGGAUGCCUACCCUUGCAUUAGUGGAAAAGCGGCAAGAAAGAGACGUUGCCAUGGAGACGAGGGUUUUCUUACGUGCCUGGCUGCGGUCACACCGCGACACCUGUCCGUCAGUAAUAACGGUCCCCGAGAAUCUGAACCAAUUCAAACCGUUAUUUGUAGAGAUGUCCGAUAAUAUGGGACGGCGUGGCGCGGUUCUGAGAGUGGCCGUGCCAGCAACCUGAGGGUUCCUGGUUCAAUCCCCAACUUCGUCACGUCCGUUGCGUCCUUGAACUUCACCCUUGCUCCUGAUGGGUUGUGGUUAGGGCCUUGCAUGGCAGCUCCCACCAUCAGUGUGUGAAUGUGUGUGUGAAUGGGUGAAUGUGGGAAUAGUAUCAAAGCGCUAUGAGUACUUUGAAGGUAAAAAAGCGCUAUACAAGUAUAACCCAUUAAUAUCGGACUGCCGAUAUUAUCGUCCGAUAAAUGUUUUAAAAUGUAAUAUCAGAAAUUAUCAAUAUCGGUUUUAAAAAGUUAAAUUUAUGACUAUAAAACGCCGCUGUACAGAGUGGUGCACAGACUUAGUGAGAAGUACAGAGCGCCAAUAAACCUUAAAGGCACUGCCUUUGCGUGCCGGCCCAAUCACAUAAUACUCACGGCUUUUCACACACACAAGUGAAUGCAAGGCAUACUUGAUCAACAGCCAUACAGGUCACACUGAGGGUGGCUGUAUAAGCAACUUUAAUACUGUUACAAAUAUGCGCCACACUGUGAACCCACACCAAACAAGAAUGACAAACACAUUUCGAGAGAACAUCCGCACCUAACCGAACAAAUACCCUGAAGCCCUUGCAGCGCUAACUCUUCCGGAACGCUACAAUAUACACCUCCUCAUGCUCUCUAAGGGAGUGCACGUCCCAAGUUCUAAGCUGCUGUUUUGAGGCAUGGUUGGAAAAAAAAAUGCACUUUGUGACUUCAAUAAUAAAUAUGGCAGUGCCAUGUUGGCAUUUUUUUCCCAUAACUUGAGUUGAUUUAUUUUGGAAAACUUUGCUACAUUGUUUAAUGCCUCCACUGGGGCAUCACAACAAAAUUAGGCAUAAUAAUGUGUUACUUCCACGACUGUAUAUAUCGGUCGAUAUCGGAAUCUGUAAUUAAAAGUUGGGCAAUAUCGGAAUAUCGGAAAAAAGCCAUUAUCGGACAUCUCUAGUUAUUUGUUUUUUUAUUGUGUAAUUGUCAUUGCCUCACACGAUGAACACUACCUAUAUUUCUAUAUGACGCUGGGUAACACUUCGGGAGCCAUCAUUUUUUUGCGCCCGCUAUCCUGGUACUUUCCCGGCUAUUAUAUGCCGAUUGCCGUGUUGCUGUGGGGAGGAAAAGCGGAGCGACACACAUUGCGGAAAUAACAUUUUUCUUCGUGCGUAGAAAAUAAUAGGUCAGGGAAGAGAAUACUAUCCACACAGUGUCAGGUUCAAACACUGAUGACAUCUAUUAAACAGACAAGAAGCAAGGAAUCAUGCAGAGACAGAGUUCAAUUAAAGUCAAUGAGGAGAGACGUGUUUUGGGCUGUACUCUAGUUACAGAUCCAAACUACCUUCUAAAAGUCCAGCCCGCGUGCUUCCUCCCUUUAUUUUGGAAAGUCCCUGCUUACAUCACUGAAGCUGUCGCUGAGGGAAGGAGGUAAUCUCCACAACUCCGGUUAGACACAAUACAUGAUUAUACAAAAAUGCACAUGUGUUGACGCUGGUGCUAUGCCCCCGUCUUCGCGUUGUCUGCGUCCCGGUACCAGAUGUUCGGCCUUGGCAGUCAGCAGGCCGAUUGUGGACACAACACUGAUGGAGACGGCUGGCUUGCAAUCUUUUGGAUUGCCAGCUUUGCUCAGACAAAGUGUCAUGUUUGUUUGUCCUCUCAAUCGUUCUGUUGGUUGCUAUUCUGAAUGUUGGGUUUUGGUAUUGUAUUAUUUUGUUGGAUUGAUUAAUAAAUAAAUACAAAAAAAACGAGUUUGACACCCUUGUAUUUGUGCAACGUUUAACUUUGCUUAACCCAUUCCAUAACUCAGUUUCAUAUACUGAAAUGCUAAUGUACUUAAAGUCCUACUGAAAGCCACUACUAGCGACCACGCAGUCUGAUAGUUUAUAUAUCAAUGAUGAAAUAUUAACAUUGCAACACAUGACAAUACGGCCGCUUUAGUUUACUAAAUUGCAAUUUUAAAUUUCGCGCUGAGUUUCUUGUUGAAAACGUCGGGUAUGAUGACGCGUGUUUGUGACGUCUCGGGUUGUCGCGGACAUAUUAGCCCAGCACCACUUAUGACUAAAAGUUGUCUCUUUUCAUCACAUAAUUACACAGUAAUUUGGACAUCUACUUUGCUGAAUCUUUUGCAAUUUGUUCAAUUAAUAAUGGAGACGUCAAAGAAGAAUGCUGUUGGUGGAAAGCGGUGGAUUGCAGCUGCCUUUAGCAACCGAAACACAGCCGGUGUUUCUUUGUUUGUUGUGAAGCUUUAACACAGAGCAGUCAAGCGAACAUGUUUCUCUACGUCAGUGGUUGUCAAAUGGGGGUACUUGGAGGUAUGCCAAGGGGUAUGUGAGAUUUUUCAAAAACAUUCUAAAAAUAGCAACAAUUCAAAAAUCCUUUAUAAAUAUAUUUAUUGAAUAAUACUUCAACAAAAUAUGAAUGUAAGUUCAUAAAGUGUGAAAAGAAAUGCAACAAUGCAAUAUUCAGUGUUGACAGCUAGAUUUUUUGUGGACAUGUUCCAUAAAUAUUGAUGUUAAAGAUUUAUUUUUUUGUGAAGAAAUGUUUAUAAGUAAGUUGAUGAAUCCAGAUGGAUCUCUAUUACAAUCCCC